CUACCGGGCUCCCAGCUUUGCCUGUGGGAUCCUGAGGUAUCCACAUCAGGCGCAUGUUGACUGAGACCUGGAGUCAUGGAUGUGUGCGCGCGUGUUGCCCUGUGGCUCCUCUGGGGGCUCCUCCUGCAUCACAGCCAAAGCCUCAGCCACAGUCACAGUGAGAAGGGGACAGGAACCGGCCCGGGGGCCAGUUCUGAGGAGUCCACUGCUGAAGAGUUUUGCCGGAUUGACAAGCCUCUGUGCCACAGUGAGGAUGAGAAGCUCAGCUUUGACGCAGUCCGCAGCAUCCACAAGCUGAUGGAUGAUGAUGCCAAUGGUGAUGUGGAUGUGGAAGAAAGUGAUGAGUUCCUGAGGGAAGACCUCAAUUACCAUGAUCCGACAGUGAAACACAGCACCUUCCAUGGUGAGGAUAAGCUCAUCAGCGUGGAGGACCUGUGGAAGUCAUGGAAGUCCUCAGAAGUAUACAACUGGACCGUGGAUGAGGUGGUGCAGUGGCUGAUCACAUAUGUGGAGCUGCCUCAGUAUGAGGAGACCUUCAGGAAGCUGCAGCUCAGUGGCCAUGCCAUGCCGAGGCUUGCUGUAACCAACACCACCAUGACAGGGACUGUGUUGAAGAUGACAGACCGGAGCCAUCGGCAGAAGCUGCAGCUGAAGGCCCUGGACACAGUGCUCUUUGGGCCUCCUCUCUUGACACGCCAUAAUCACCUCAAGGACUUCAUGCUGGUGGUGUCUAUUGUCAUUGGUGUGGGCGGCUGCUGGUUUGCCUAUAUCCAGAACCGUUACUCCAAGGAGCACAUGAAGAAGAUGAUGAAGGAUCUGGAGGGGUUGCACCGAGCUGAGCAGAGUCUGCAUGAUCUUCAGGAAAGGCUGCACAAGGCCCAGGAGGAGCACCGCACAGUGGAGGUGGAGAAGGUGCACCUGGAGAAGAAGUUACGUGAUGAGAUCAACCUUGCAAAGCAGGAAGCCCAGCGGCUGAAGGAGCUGCGGGAGGGUACUGAGAAUGAGCGGAGCCGCCAAAAAUAUGCUGAAGAGGAGUUGGAGCAGGUUCGGGAAGCCUUAAGGAAAGCAGAGAAGGAGCUGGAAUCACACAGCUCCUGGUAUGCUCCAGAGGCCCUUCAGAAGUGGCUGCAGCUGACACACGAGGUGGAGGUACAGUACUACAACAUCAAGAAGCAGAAUGCUGAGAAGCAGCUGCUGGUGGCAAAGGAAGGGGCUGAGAAGAUAAAAAAGAAGAGGAACACACUCUUUGGUACCUUCCACGUGGCCCACAGCUCUUCCCUGGAUGAUGUGGAUCACAAAAUCCUGACGGCUAAGCAAGCUCUGAGUGAGGUGACAGCAGCACUGAGGGAACGCCUGCACCGCUGGCAACAAAUUGAGAUCCUCUGUGGCUUCCAGAUUGUCAAUAACCCUGGCAUCCACUCCCUGGUGGCUGCCCUCAACAUAGACCCCAGCUGGAUGGGCACUACGCGCCCCAACCCUGCCCACUUCAUCAUGACUGACGACAUGGAUGACUUGGAUGAGGAGAUUGUGUCUCCCUUGUCCAUGCAGUAUGCUGCCUGGUUGAUGGGGCGUAGGUUCAGUGACCGUUCUCUCUGCUCGACAUCCGCCGGCUCGGAUGAUCAGUCCCUCUGGAAAUACCCGGCCCCCAGCCUGCAGAGCAGUGUCCGGCAGCGCCUGACGGAGCCACAGCAUAGCCUGGGAUCUCAGAGGGAUUUGACCCUUUCCGAUUCGGAGUCCUCCCUCCACAUGAGUGACCGCCAGCGUAUGGCCUCCAAGCCUCCUCAGAUGGUCCGUGCUGCAGAUGAAGCUCUCAAUGCCAUGACUUCCAACGGCAGCCACCGGCUGAUUGAGGGGGUCCACCCCGGAUCUUUGGUGGAGAAACUGCCUGAUAGCCCUGCCCUGGCCAAGAAGGCACUACUGGCCCUGAACCAUGGGCUGGACAAGGCCCACAGCCUGAUGGAGCUGAGCCCCUCAGCCCCACCUGGUGGUUCUCCACCUUUGGAUUCUUCACGUUCUCACAGCUCCAGUUCCCCAGACCCAGACACGCCAUCUCCAGCUGGGGACAGCCGAGCCCUACAGGCUAGCCGAAAUACACGCAUUCCCCACCUGGCUGGCAAGAAGGCCAUGGCUGAGGAGGAUAAUGGCUCCACUGGUGAGGAGACAGACACCAGCCCAGGCCGGAAGAAGUUUCCCCUCAAAAUCUUUAAGAAGCCUCUUAAAAAGUAGGCAGGAUGAGGGUGGCAGUGGUGGGACAGUUUGUCCUUCUCUGGUCUUCUGCCCCCCUUUCCCUCCUUCCCAAGAUAAACCUGGCCCCUUGAGUGGGGCAUGGGAGGGGCUGGUCCAAGGGCCUGGGCACUGUAUAUACCUGCCCCCCUCAUUCAUGGGUCCUUCAAAAUUAUUUAUUAACUAAGCAUCACGGCUUGCCUGCCCUGCCUCCCUCCCAACCAUGGGGUGCUACUGUCACUCCCUCUCCACUUCAGUGCAUGUCUUAGUUGCUGUCCCCUCAGCUCCCAGAUCCACAUCUGGGGUCCAGCUUCUGUGUCUGCUGUCCCAGUUUUGAGAUUUGGUUUCUUGUUUCUGUCUCCUGCUUUCAGGCUCCUCCUUCCCACCACUCCCCAGCUUCCCCUAGCAGCUAGUGGGGAGGAUAUGAGGAGUAACUUCUGACACCUGUUUGCCUCAGGUCUGUUCCACUCCACCUAUGAUGGUUUUGUUUGCCCCAGACUGAAGUGUGGGGCCUGAUGUUUGAAGUUUGUUCUUUGGGAGCAUGACUGGCCAGAGGGAGCCAUGGUGUGCAGCUCACUCAGGCCUCCACAGGUCCAUGGGGGAGCGAAACCAUUUCCCAGAGAACAAGCCACUAGAGAGUUCUGAAGAGUAGCCAGGCUAGGAGAUGGAUUGGGAGAGAAUUCUCUUAGUUGGAGGAUGAGUAGAUGCCAGAGUCAUAGGCUACAUGGCAGUCACCUUUUCUCUCACACCUGCCUUUCUCUUAUCCCUGCUCUCCCACACUACAGGAGGGUUUGUCUGUGAGAGGUGCUGCCCACGUGUUCCCCAAGCAUCAAUACUCCUGGAACUCAGGACAAUCAGCUCCCCUGGCCAUGGGAGCCUCAGCAAUGAUACAGGGCUCCAAUGGGGCCCUGGAGCUGUUGGGCAGGAUACUGUCACAUUUGAACCAAAAGACAGUUUAAAAUUGAAAAAGAAAUCUCCUGAAUUUCCCAAGUGCCUGCACCGCAUACUUCCCCAUGUCAGACUCCAUUUUCAUGUUAUUGCAUACCCUGGGCCAGAGGCUCAGAAAGGACACAGCUAGUUUAGGAAAGGGGGUGGCUAAGGAAGAUAGUGUAGGUGAAAGUGGCUGUGUGACCACUUCUCCCCACCCUUCCCAUCCUCUAGAUGGUUCUCUCCCUUACCUGUUUUUGCUAUGGCUGUUAAGGUAUUUUCCCUCUGCCCCACUUGCUGCCAUGCCUUUACUCUGGGAUCCUAUUUUGGGCCUGGGGUCCGGGCACCUGGGGCUUGUCUUAGGAGGGUGCUAGGCUGCAGACUGCCCUUUACUCCCUGGGCACCCUCACAUGGGUUUUUUCUGUGUUAUUUCAUAAGAUUCUUUGAAAGUCCAAUAAAGCAUGUAGGAGAUUUUAACCUCU
Molecule: messenger RNA, 3632 nt
Organism: Manis pentadactyla (Chinese pangolin)
Lineage: Eukaryota; Metazoa; Chordata; Mammalia; Pholidota; Manidae
Gene: STIM1
Product: stromal interaction molecule 1
Exons: 13
Coding region: 76-2226 (716 amino acids)
Biological process (GO): activation of store-operated calcium channel activity; store-operated calcium entry; intracellular calcium ion homeostasis
Cellular component (GO): plasma membrane; endoplasmic reticulum
Molecular function (GO): protein binding; calcium ion binding; calcium channel regulator activity
Source: RefSeq, a predicted model, not a curated record